AUGCCUGGAACUUGGGGACACACCUCCCCACCGCAAUCUAGGAGCGACUACACUCAAAUCGCCCGCCAGAAGCUCCCAUCAAGACUUGCUUUCACUAAGACGUCAGAGAAAUCCAUCACAGCCGCAGUUUUAAUUGCCCUUGAAAAUUAUGUCGCCCUAGUCGAUCUUGGGGUCAUGGGUUCGACGAAAUACGAUGCGAAGAACAAUAAUGCAUCGGUUGGAUCAGGUGCCCGUCGGUGGAUGUAUAUGCUGAUCAGUGACCCAUCCACUGGCCCAGCAAAGUUCAAGGCAACCAAAAACUUCAAAGAAAAGACGGAGAACCGUCCGGACAGUUUGAACGUGUUGCUAUGGCACUACGAAUCCUCAAUAGAUGGUACCGUUAUCACCCGCAUCAUGGCCAACACGAGGAGCAUCGGGAAACCGCCCGAGCUGGAGGAGACAAUGACAAUACCCACAAUCUCUGGCAGCCUCAGCAAGACGAUGCUGAUAGACUUUCAGAGAAACUGCAUCCAAUCUUAUGGAUGGAUAUUAGGAAGUCUCAGCGUCUUGGCCCCUGAUACAUGCAUUGACAACAGCAGCAAGUUCUGGUUUACUUGCAUAGUCCAGAACAAUCCCACGAUUCUGCAAAAGGCAGUUUAUCUCCAUGAUGAGAGCGUCACCAAGCUAAAGAACUCAAGCAAAAUGGGCAAUUUCACGAAACUUCAACUCUUCAAGGCCAUGUCUACUAUAUACGUGGCAAAGAUGGCGGCAAUGUCACUGUCCUCGACCACAUGGAUGAGAACGUCACCAUUGACUUCAAGGUGCAUGCAGAUAGUGUCGGGAGUUUGA
Molecule: messenger RNA, 828 nt
Organism: Pseudomassariella vexata
Lineage: Eukaryota; Fungi; Ascomycota; Sordariomycetes; Amphisphaeriales; Pseudomassariaceae
Exons: 2
Coding region: 1-828 (275 amino acids)
Source: RefSeq, a predicted model, not a curated record